Molecule: messenger RNA, 579 nt
Organism: Colletotrichum siamense
Lineage: Eukaryota; Fungi; Ascomycota; Sordariomycetes; Glomerellales; Glomerellaceae
Exons: 3
Coding region: 1-579 (192 amino acids)
Source: RefSeq, a predicted model, not a curated record
AUGCGCGCUUCCCACCUCGCUGUCUUCUUGCCUGCCAUUAUGGCACUCAGAGCCUCCGCCAUCGAAGCCCCCAUACCAGGCUACGAAGUCUACGUUCCAGAGUGGGAGGUCCAGGCCACGCCCGAUGGUCCGACUGUCUUGCUGAGCGGCACCGUCGAGGAGGUUGUCGAUCAACUCCAGGAGCUCAACCCCGAGUACGAGGAGCUCCUCAACACGACCAUUGCGCAGUCCGCGGCCUUGGACAAGCGAACCGACUUCUCAGGCUCCAAGGUGGUCUGCGGUAACUUCCCCAAGGCCAACCGCGACAGGUUCUACGCCGGGGUUGGCUACCUCCGCGGCGUCGGAGGCCGACCCUGGAACGCCGCUGGUCCCGGCACCUGCGGCCGUGUCAGCUGCUCGUGGAACUCUGCAAUCUGGUGGUGCAACGAUGCGAAAAGCCGAAAGACGCUCGAUUCGUACUCCUCCAUCGCCGACGGCGCAACGCGCGCGCUUAGCGUCUGCAAAGGAAACCCCCUGGUCAGCGGUCAAGCAUUUCACAAGACCAACUGGAACGUUAUUGUUCGACGCGCCAGUUGUUAA